Porites lobata is the source of this 9327-nucleotide messenger RNA. Lineage: Eukaryota; Metazoa; Cnidaria; Anthozoa; Scleractinia; Poritidae. The record is from the annotation of a GenBank genome assembly.
UAAGAAAUGAAUCAAGAAAAGUUGACAAAACUGCAAAAUAAUGUGAGGAUAGGAGGAAAGGUAAGAGGAAAAACUGAAUUUAUUGAAAUGUUAAUGUUUCUAGCACAAAAAUAUUAUUGAGGACAAUGUUUUUAUGUCUCCCAAUGGAGACAGGAAUGUCAUUUCUACAUGGUCAAGUCAGCUAUGUAAAGGACUACUUUUCCUUCUUGCUCAGUUAUUAAAAGAUCCCGAGUAUUGUUUAUCUGGUGAUGGCACCAGAGACCUCGCUCUCUGCAGUCUAGUGCUUUGUCUUCAGAGCCAAUAUGUAUUUAUUGUACUUCUGGAUAUUAUUGUACUAUUUUAUUUGAUGAAGCUGUGUUAAUGCAAUACUCUAAAACAAUUUGAGUUUUAUUGCAUAUAUAAUCAUGGACAAAAGGCUUGGGACAUUUUUACAUUUGUGGGGCUUUUUUCAAUUCACACAAAUCAACCCCCCUCCCCCCGUUUAGCCCACACAAACAACACUGGACGCGUGUAUCCAGAAUUUUUCCAAGUUUCAUUACAGUCGACUUCCAAUGACUUGAACCUUCAAGGGAAAUCAAAAAAAGUUCAAGUUUUUGGGAGUUCAAGUUAUUGGGAGCUCGAAGAAAAUAGCCGGAAGUAAGGAAAAAAACAGUUUUUACUGCACAGUGAACAUUUUAAUCACGGUUAAUGGUAAAAAUGUUAAGUGAAAAUUGAAAGAUACUUCUAGAUUAUACAUCAGAAUGUAAUGUAACAAAAUGUUGCCUAAAUAGAGCAUGUGUUUUACUGUUUUGAGAAGUAAAGCUGUUUCAUGUUAGAUUUGUGACAAAAUCAGCCUCCACCAGUAAACUACAUGCCUACAACACGUCAAAGGGAUAUUCAAAAUUCAAUGUGUCAGACGCCAGUAGACUGUCUUUUCCCGACCUGGGCUCAAAACAUGGUUCGAGUUAUUGAGGGUAAAAUUAUAUUGAAAUGAUAUGAGGGGGAAAAAACUACUUUGAGUUAGCGCGAGGUUCGAGUUAACGAGGGUUCAAGUUAUCAGGAGUCAACUGUAUUGUAUAGAGUGGGGAGUGGGAGAGCUGCAGGAAAAUUUUGAAAAGGAUGCACAGUUUUAUAAGGCAACCAGAAAUUACAGAAAAUUGUGAAUACUGCGUCACUGUCCCAAGGACUUUUGUCCAGGAUUGCCAAGUAUGUACAGUACCUGCUCCUCUUUCCAGGGUACACCCAGAAGAAAAAAGAAGGUUGUUCACAAGACAGCCACAACAGAUGAUAAGAAACUGCAGAAUGUUCUCAAGAAACUUUCUGUUAAUCCCAUCCCUGGGAUUGAAGAGGUGAUUUAAUUAUAAAUGUUAAUGGGUUGUUCCAGAAAAAAUCCACACCCCCCCGACGGAUGGGAUUCUGGAAAUUCUCACGGGAGGGGGGGUCGAAGACUCCGGAAAUCCAGGCGGGAGGGGGGGUUGACCUUAAAAAAGUCUUCUGCAGGGGUCAUUUCGACCGAUAGUUGAUACAAAUCAAACGUUUAGUUCGAUGACACUUAAGCGCUUUCAGACUCUGAAAAUAGUCAAAAUGUUUUGUUCAUAUAUUUCUCACCUGACAUAAAUGAUAAUCUAAGUUGCUUUACAGGUCCUUUUAUAGCAGAAAACGCGAACAAGAUACUAAAGAACGGGCCUGAAGGAACUUGUCGCAACGUUGUUGUCACGAAGAGCGUCAAACGCCUGACACAUUUCUACUGCAUACCCAGAGCCAGCCAAGAGCGAAGAGUGAUUUUUAUAAGCUAAGAAAUUAUGUAAACACUGCUCAGGUGUCGUUCGCAUUUUUGUUUUUUGCUCCUUUCGUUUUUAGUUCCACGCGAUAGAAUUCUUAGUUUAAUAUAAGCUGAAGCUUUAGAAAUUAAAACAAAAACAUUUAGACGUGUUUGUGUGUAUUUUCCAUUAAAAAUAAAUUAAAUUUAAGCCUUUUAUUUUUUCCCGGAAAUCCAGGCGGGAGGGGGGGUCUUCCACCUUGGAAAUCCAGUUGGGAGGGGGGGUCUUGUGCUUCAGGAAAUCCAGGUGAGAGGGGGGGUUAAAAAAGGACCCCAUCCGUCGGGGGGGUGUGGAUUUUUUCUGGAAUAACCCAAUUGUUGUAAAUGUAAGAUGAAAUGUGUGUUCUAUGUAAAUGUGCUACCGUACCAAAAAGUUGCAAGCUUGUUUUCAUAAACCAUCAUUACAUGUAUGUACUCUGAAGAGCAUUUCUCUGUUAAUAGCCACUGCAUGUUUUCUAAUUAAGUUCUGUACCUUGUCAACAAUAGUGCAACAUUUUUUCUUAUUAUUUUGUUUUUGACAUUGCUCGAUGCUGUUAUUGUUACUGUUCUUACUGAUGUUAUUGAUAACUGGUUGCCCUUGGAAACUAUUUUUGUGAUGCCUUUUUCUUAUGCUUUUGGCAUCACCUAUGUCCAGGAAGAAAUGCGUGCAAUGGCAAAAGUGGUGAAUCUGGCUAAAAAAAUCAUCAUCAUCAUCAUCAUGUCUUGUCAUACCAGUAGGUGCAUAAGGCCUCCAUGCUUUCUGACCAACAUUUUUUGUCUCAUGCAACUGCUUUGGCUGUUUCUCAGCUCUUCCAGCACACUUUUUUUUGUUCUUUCUCAACAGUCCUUCUCCAAGUAGGUUUUGGUUUUCAUCUCGCACUCCGCCCUUCUUAUGUCCCUGAGUAUGUAACCUAACCAGUUCCACCUUCCUUGUCAUACACCACUUUCUCUCCACUCUGCAGAGGGUUGUAUGAUCCAAUAUAAUCACAAUUGCAAACACUCUUGGCUAUACAUUAUAUUAAUUUCAGAUCUCUUCUAUUGUAGGUGAACAUGAUCAAAGAUGAUGGAACUGUUAUUCAUUUUACUAAUCCUAAAGGUAGAUCUCCUUUUGUACUUUAAUAUGUUGGACAUGCGAGACCCUGUUUGGGUAAAUUUCCAACAGGGAAACAAGACAGAUAAGAAUAAUAUUAUGAUAAACAACCUAAAGACAAGCUGUAACUGCAGUAGUGAUAUCAAUAGGAACAUGGCCUCCUCCCCAAUACAAAGUUUUAAAUUCAGACUAGGGAGAUAUUACUCCCCCACCCCCUCCCCCCAACCCCCCAAACCUAAGAGGGCCUCCUUAACCGUUGAUUACCUAGAAAACAGAAAAAGUGUACCCCACAAAGUGCAACUACAGGAACAGGCAUGUGUUUUUUGGUAACUUGAAGUGUUGAAAGCAAAGUAAUCACUUGGUAUCACUCUUUGCCUUAUUGAAAAAAAAAAAUUGGCUGAAAGAACCACUCAGCAAACACUGGUUGAAGAAAUUCCUCUCUCUGCCCAAAACAUGAUUAUGCAAAGCUCAUUGCGAACCUACUGAGCAUACAGCUACAGGCCUGCCUCCAGCACAGAUGGUACCAUAUGAUGGAAACGUCUUUAAAUUGUAUUUAAUUUUUGUAAUUUUCUUUCAAUUUUAGUGCAGGCUUCCCUUGCUGCAAACACUUUUGCUGUGAAUGGACUAGCAGAAAAUAAAGGUGAAAAAAAGUAUAAAGCAGUGAUAAUGUCGUAACAACAGUGGUGAUAAAUUGUGACAAUAAUGACGAUUAUGACCUUUUACAAUAAGGUGUCUUUUCCCCUAUGUUGAACAAGGGCUGUGUUAGGGUUUUCCAAAAUGGAGAAGUGUCAUUGUGGAUUAGCAUAGUACCUAUUACAGUACCCAUUAUUUUGAGCAUCAUUGAUUUGGAUUUUUAGUGCGUAAUAUUUACAGUGUAACACUGCAAAUAAUGUCUUAGUUUCUGUAAAAAGUUUUAAAAACGUUACUUGUUUAUGCAAGACCCUGUAGGUACAUUCUCAUUGCAGCCUGUUCAUGUGGUGGUUUUUGGGCUGUUUACACUGACCAUGAUCAACUACAAUUUCUCAUUGCAGUCAGUAGCUAAUCUAUUUUUUUUUUUUAAUGUUUUGCACAGCCCUUACUGAAUUGCUUCCUGGAAUUUUAAAUCAGUUGGUAAGAAUAUUUGUUUUUUUAUUUCUUUUUUUCAUCAUGUACAUGUAGUGGUUCAAUUUUAUCCUUGGUUUAAUCUUUAUUUCUCUUUGUGUUAAACACAUUACCAUACAUUUCCAUACCCAAAGCAAAGGGAAAUAAUAUUUAAACAAAGGAUAAAGUUGAACCACAACAUAUAGAUUCUAAAAUUUUUCUGUAAAAGACUACCACCUGUACUGAUUGGUUUUCUGGCUUGUUCCUGCUGAAAAUUUAAAGUAGAAGGGGAAACAAACAAAGUAAAAAGCAGACAAAAACAAUUUGGACAGGUAACAGGUAACCUGUUGCUCAGAUGAAACUAAACUCUGGUUAAGUCUGUCUAUGAAACAGUGCUGAAAUCCUUGUUCUGGGCCCUCACCUUUGUACCAGGAUUUGAGUACUGGCCACGAUUGGCCUGUUAAAAAAGGCUUUGUCGAUUUGCCAAUCAGAUUGAAGGGAAAUUCAAAACCCCCUUCCAGGAAUUCGUUGAGUCUGUUUGGGCACAGAGCAAGGAUCUCAGUGCUGCCUCGCAGACGUUACUAACCGACGUUGAACUACGUCUGUGACGCAGGCUUGUGACAGGAAGAUCAGAGGCAAUAAUAUCAUUAGAAUAACAACUGCAGCCACAGGGGCUUUCUUUCAUCUUCUAAAUUCAAGUCACAGCUUGCUAUAAAUAGACCGGUGAGGCUAAGAGGGCACUAGUGUUUUUCCAGAAGUAACUCGCAAUGCACUGUAUAAAAUUAUAUCUUUUUGUUUCCAAAGGGAGCUGAAGGAUUGUCUGACUUGAGGUCUCUGGCAGAGAGAUUCCCUCCAAGUGAGUUCAAAAAAUAAAAUUAAAUAAAUAAGGGUGCCUGUCUUAAAGCCCAAAGAAACUUUUGAUAAACUGCUAGAUUCUCCUUUCAUUAACCUUUUAUCAAAUGGAGAAUUUGCUAUUUGAUCAGGAGUCGCUUCGGGCCUUAUUCCCCACCGUCUUCAGUUGUUGCUAGCUCUGUAAACUCUAUGUGAAGCCCAGUCUUUUAACCCCUCUGGCCAAAAACCACCUGGGCCCAGUUGCUCAAAAGGCUGGAUAUCGCUAUCUGCCGGAUAAAUCUCUAUCUGCUUGAUGGUGCAAUUGGUUUUUUAAACACUUAUCCACUGAAUAGUGAUUUAUCCGGUGGAUAGCGCUAUCCAGCUUUUGAGCAAAUGGGGCCUGCUGCAGAAGGGUGAUGAACAAGCUGGAGGAGAUGGGUCUAACAUGGGGUGAAGCACAGGUCAAGUGAAAGCUCAGGACAGGGUUGAGUGGCGUCAUUUGAUUUUGGCCUUGUGUCCCAGCCUGGAUAAAGAGGGUGAGUGAGUGAGUGAGUGAGUGAGUGAGUGAGUGGGUGGGUGGGUGGGUGGGUGAGUGAGUGAGUGAGGGAGGGAGGGAGGGAGGGAGCGAGCAUGUUCAUGUAAAUGCCUGUAUUUGUUUACAAUGACCAUUAUUGAUGCAAAGUUGUUGAUCUGUUGUUUGCAGCUGAUCUUGGCAAUGUGCCAACUGGUCCAGCCAGUGAAGAUGUUGAUGAUGAUGAUGUGCCAGGUAGGUGCUACUUGAGGGUGUGGUCAAGAAAAAUGGAAUCUGAACCACGGUAUCUUGGUAACUUUGGGUCCUGUGGCCGUCAGUUUUUAGCCUUUUCACCCUAAAAUACUGGUACCUGCUACAGAGGCCCUGCCAGGGGUGUGGGGGGCGGGAAGGUUGUUGAAGGCACAAAUGUAAUAACUGGUCACAAAUGUAAUAAAGGUCACAAGUGUAAUAACAUUUGGUCACAAUUGUAAUAAACAUCUAAACUAAGCUAAAACAAGUUAAAAUCACAACGAAAUCUAAAAUCCCACAGAGGACAUUCUCUCCUACGCUUUUACACCACACUGUGCUCGAGUAAAAAUUUUUAAAAAUUUAAAAAAUUUCAGAAGAUAUCACAUCAAAUCAAAGGUGAGCUGAAUGGCUAAAAUGUCACAGGAAAUUGUAUAGGUAAACUCUUUCCUCAGGGGAUAUCACGAGUAGGCUGAGUGGGAACCAAGAUUGGGAGACUUUUGUACACUCAUGCCGAACCUAACAAUAUAAAGGAUCCAAAAAAACGUUCUGACAACUCAACAAUGGAAAGGUUAUAGUCAACGGGAAACGAGUAAAGAGAGUUGGUAUAGAAUUGGCCUUGAGGUUCCUUGUGAGUAUCAGGCAAAGGUAAAGAGGAUGAAGGUUAUGUUCUCAGAAUUGACGGGGACACGGAACAAGUUGGCAGAAGUAAGGGGUAUACAGUAAGUGAAGGUAUAAGUCGCGCGGACGAAAAUGACGAGCUACAGAAUGGAGUAGGAUCAGGAUACACAGGGCAAUUCUUAAACAACGAUGUCCUAGAAAUUAUCAUUAAGAUUACCUAAAGUCCUUUCUGUUUAUGAGAACAUCCCUCCGAGAUGUAAAUACCUUCUUCAGAGAAACAGUAGACAAGAUGCCUUGCCCUACGGUAUACAUUCCAGAACUUGCAGAAAAAACAGUCGUCAUAAGCAUAAGGAAACUAGUAAUGCUGAAGGGGAGAUGCAGUAGUGCUGUUGAACGCCUUCGGGCAGUUUUUAAAUCUUCUAAAUGGUAUCAUGCAUGGGUGAGGUUUCUCUAGAAUUUGGAUGGUUUGCAAAAACUGUGUUCUUCUCAGAGAAAAUUCGUGCUUGGUGUAUUAAUUAAUAGGAGUGAUGUUCGGUCCCAUACUUUUUUGUAUGCACAACUACAGUUUCCCUGCCAUGUAUAGCAGGAAAGCAAUUCGAAGUCCUAAUUUGAUAACCAUAAGCCCUUCUUUUUCAAGGUUGUAAGUUAAUCUUCAGAUUUAAUGAAAUUAAACCAUUGUUUUGAAGUUAUAGGCUGUCAUAAGUCCUUAUUUCACUAUAUUGCAACAAUAAAAUUUCCGCCAGGACUGUGUGACGAACAGGUGACACUACAGUCGCAUGUUGAAACUUCUCAAUGCCGUCAUAAACCAAUUAGCAAGUUUACAUGUAAUUCGUAUGAGGGUAACCUAUCGUGCUUAAUCAAUUCUGGUCUCCUUCGCAGCCGUCCGUCUGAUGCCAUCAAGAAGAGCUAUUUGAGGCAUUUUCCGGCCUCUAUCUCGCUUAAAAUUAAAGGUUCCAAACUAUCCGAAACUUUGCAUACCUGUCGAGUAUUUCGCUGGUCGUGCGGUUCCCAAAGCUUAAUAAUAGCUUGCGAAGCUCAGACAAAAGACUUUCACCGUCCACUCAAGUUUUGCCUUUCGCUUUCCCCCUCCCUACUUCUUUUGGUUCUCGUCAACUUCCCGUUCUUUACGUUUCUCUUAGGCCCUUUUGACUGAAUUCCCCUUUUUUUGGAUAUGAUUUAAAAGUCAUCUUUGCCCUGCACAAUUCAGAAUACAAGGUUAUGUUACCUUUAAUUUAUGUCUCUGAGUGAGUUACUCUUUUUUAAAUUGUUAAGUUGGUAAUUAUUACAUUUGUGAUCAAAUGUUAUUACAUUUGUGACCUUUAUUACAUUUGUGACCAAAUGUUAUUACACUUGUGACCUUUAUUACAUUUGUGACCAGUUAUUACAUUUGUGCCUUCAACAAGGUGGUGCUUGGGGUCCCAUGUUGCUCAUCUGAAUUUUAAAAUGUCUUGUGUCAGUGUUUUUAAAUGCUUCAUGUCGCUGUCGGAAAUUGAAUAAAAAUCCUUUGUCUUUGUCAGAAUUUAAGAAAAGGGGAAUAGCGAUGCGUUGUAAAGAAACCAUUACAGUUCUGCAAUUUCUCAGUGAACAUUUCGCGUAUCAAACACCUAUACAUCACCAUUCACAAUUAACACAAUUCAAGGGGGGUCAACUGAAGCUCACUGACACUGACAAGAAACAUUCUCUGAACCAAUAAAUUAGCCAACCCACCAUUCUUUUUCACUUAUUCUCGGCUUUGCCAUCAUUGUCGCAAUUUGGCUGAGGGAAGUUGUCUCUUGACGCAAUUUCAUUGUACACUCUGUCGCUACUUCUUGGGUCAUGUUGCUUGUCGCAUUUAACCUGGAAGGGGCCUUGAUACACAGGCUAUCAGUUUUGAUCUAAAAAAAGUGAGAGCUAUAGUUUUGUCUGAAAAAAGAGAGAAAGCUGGGCUCUGCGAGACUCUUCUAUUUUUCCAUCAUUGGACAUGUACAAGCACCUCUAGGUCUAAUAUUAAACUUAUUUGCCUUUUUUCUUAUGUUUCACAGAAUUAGUUGAGAACUUUGAUGAACCCUCAAAAGCAGAAGGAGUGUAAACAGACAGUGGAUAAGGCAUUAAGAUAGGCUACCAAACCUGCUAUGCCAAAGCUAAAUGCAACUUUGAACAAGCUUUGUAAUCAUUUUCAUUGUAAAUGACUAUUAGUAGCAGGACAAUUUUGUAAGUGUUCUGCACAAUCUUAGUUGACCAGCUGUUUUUUGGGGUUCUCAGUAAACAAAAGGGAAACUACUUUUUGAUUGAGUGCUUAUUUUUGUCAUGUGUUGUCCUCCUGUCAUGCUCUCACCGUUUCUUAUACAUACAAUGUGCACCAGAGCUCUUCUUUAUGAUUAUGACCAAUGCACAGGCUUUUUUUUAGAUAAAAAGAGAGUUUCUCGAGUACAGGGAGGGAAGAGAAUAUAAGCUGGAUAAAAUUCAUUGUUGUACACCACAGUCAAAUCUGUGAUGCAAAACUUUUUUUUUUCGCAAACAUUAACCAGUACAGUAUAGUCUUCUUGGCUGUAAAUCUGACCUGUCCAGUUAUUUUUUUCGUCUUCUGCCUCUACUAAACAUGGUUCUUACAAAUUAUCCUGCAAAGGUCUUGAAUUUAAGCAGCCAUCUUGAAAUGCCCUUAAUGGUCGUUGGGGUCCGUAAAAAAUACUUGAUUUCUUUCAAAGUAGAUCUUGAAACAUCCUUGAAAUUUAUAACUUUGCAUGUUAACUUACAUGUAAUAUUAUAAAUAAAAAUAAUUAUUUUCUCCUGACCAAAAUGCAUGGAACAAAAUACCUUGAGGUCAGGCAUAAAGACAAUUAAUGUAAUGAAGAGGAACGCAUGUUGAAAAACUCUCACUCUCUCAUUUCAUACUUGAAAACCAACUCACACAUGAAAUCAAUAGUAAUGAUAUGUAUAAUUUAAUUCAGUCAUUAAAUUUUAACAAGGGUAGUGGCCUUGAUGGAAUACAUGUAUCAUGCAAGCUCUUGAAAGAAGCUGCACCAGUUAUCACACCUUUAUUAACAUUUAUCAUUAAUUUGUCUAUCAGGAGCUGUAUAUUUCCUGAAGACUCGAAAAUUGUGAAAGUAACUCCACUGUUUAAGGAAGGCUCUAAGCUGGAUCCUAAGAAUAGGCCUAUCUGUUCUGCUGAUUGUUAAUAAAAUAAUUGAGAAG